UAAAUCCAUAUUUACAGUAAGAUAAUCCUGCCCUCUGGUGGUAAGGUGUGACAUUUCAGAACUGUUUGAAGAAAUUUGCCUUUGUUAUUAUGAUUUGUCUGGAAAUGUAACUUUAUAUUCUGUUGGUUUUUUUUUUUCAAGUUCAUCUAUGAUGAAAAGGUGACAUGGUGGGAAUCGCUCAUCCUAAUAGUACUGUACAUAUUUUACAUUAUAUUAAUGAAAUUUAACUCGCGGGUGGUUCAUUACAUCGAACGGCGGAAAAAGAACUCUGCAAAUCUGGGUAACGGCACAGCAAGCAACACAGACAUCGACGAUGGGUGCGAUGCCACUGUCGUGCUGCUUAAGAAAGCAAAUUUUCACAGGAAGCCAUCAGUGCUGAUGGUGGACGAGCUCUUGUCUGCAUACCCUCAUCAGCUGUCCUUCUCUGAGGCCGGGAUGAGAAUCAUGAUCACCAGCCACUUCUCUCCUCGCACACGCCUCACAAUGGCCUCCAGAAUGCUUAUCACAGAGAGGCAGCGUCUGAUAAACAGUCGCUUCAGUAACGGGGACUCAGAGGUGACAGUAAAGAUCCCAGGAAAGCGCGGGGUGGAGAAUGGGCUGGCAGGACCGGACCGAGGCCUGAACGGGCGAAAGGGGGGUCACCAUGACGACGACAGGGGAGGAGCUGAAGCUGGCACUGACACUGAAAACGAGAAUGAGGACAAUGAAAACAAUGAGAACGAUGAGGAGGAAGAGGAGGAAGAUGACAACGAAGGACCCUAUGUACCAUAUCGCUGCCCCGGUGGGGCCUUAAAUAAGCUAAAGUGGCUGCUGGCCUGGCCACUGAGUCUGCUGCUGUUCUUCACCGUGCCCAACUGUUCCACUCCUCGCUGGGAGCGCUGGUAUAUGGUCUCGUUUAUCAGCUCGACCCUCUGGAUUGCUUUCUUCUCUUACAUCAUGGUUUGGAUGGUCACAGUGAUCGGUUACACUAUGGGCAUCCCUGAUGUCAUCAUGGGCAUCACUUUCUUGGCUGCUGGGACCAGCGUUCCUGACUGCUUGGCCAGUUUAAUUGUUGCACGGCAAGGAAUGGGUGACAUGGCUGUGUCUAACUCUAUCGGUAGUAACGUGUUUGAUAUCCUGAUUGGGCUUGGUCUGCCCUGGACCCUCCAGACUUUGGCCAUUGACUAUGGCUCCACAAUUCACCUGAACAGUAAAGGUUUGAUUUUCUCAGUUGGGCUGCUGCUAGCAUCUGUGUUUCUCACGGUUCUCGGUGUACAUUUGAACAAGUGGAAGCUGGACAAGCGUUUGGGUUUCAUUUGUUUGCUGAUGUACGCUGUCUUCCUGUGUUUCUCCAUCCUCAUCGAGUUUAACAUAUUCACCUUCGUCAAUCUGCCCACCUGCCGCGAGGAAUGAGACGGCUCCUUUUCCCGGCCCUCCCUCCUUGACCUUGUGAGGACAACGGCACAAGUCCUCGAUCAGAUGCAGACUGGCUCUUGUUCUAAAGGAAUACUUAUUUAUUGAUCUAGCUGAUCCUCUAUUGAUCCUCUCUUUUUCUUUCCAAUGGGUGCAAUAUUAACAGAGUCUCUGGAUCUGUGGUGUUACAAGAGGAGAGAGAGGAUGUGUGCGAAGAAUGGUCCUGUUGACCGAUAUAUAGACUGUUCUAACGGGACAGGAACGUGGUAAAUGAUGACUACUGCCUGGUUUGAUGUGAAUACUUUUUUUUUCGAAAUAUUUUGCAUAUUACAUAUUUAAAGAAUAUGAUGUAAAUGUAUUUUAUGAUGGAAUUUGUUUUAUUAGCUGCUAAUUUACUGAAGAAGAGGCUGGACUUAUUAAUGUCUGUAAAAAUAGAGAUUUACGAGGGUUCGUUAUUUUGCUGAAAGGUACUGGUGACCUCUAGGAAAUACUUGUAUACAGUCCUCUUUAUAAUUUGGGCAUUACCAAGUCGUCACCUUCAUAGUACAAGAUCAAUCUGGACGUCAGGGUCAUUAGUGUCUACUUUUUUCAGAUGAGAAUAUGUUUACGGUGCAGAGGAGGUAAUAAGAUCAAAUUUUAGUCAAAAAAGAGAUAAACAGCGGGCAAUUGUUUGCACCUGUGUGGAAACACUUGUUGGAACACUUCUACCAACAUAUUUAUGUUCAAUGAGACAAUGUUCUUGUGUGAAAUAUGGGUUUCUAUAGAUGUGUUUCUGAAUUUUCUUUUGUCUUUAACACUCUGUAUAUACUGAAACAGAGAAAGGUUUAUUUAUUAUUUAUUGAAAACUAUUUAUGCACAUUACUUUCCUAUGACGUACUGAAACAAAACCAACCCACAGCUGUCCCAAAGAAGAGACCGUUCUGGAGUUUCACCCAGGCUACGCCGUUAUGUCCUUCAGAGCUUACGUGUCAGCCUUUUCUACUGGAUUCCUUCUCCUUCAUCUCUGAAUAUUAUGCACCCUUUUAGAUGCACCUUUGACUUGAUGCGUAAAACAGUUUCUACUAUUUGAUAUCGGUGUGACAUGACAUUAGAGGUAACUGUAAAGAUUUUUUGAACACUCAAAACUUUGGCAGGCAAGUAAGGGAAAAUAUAUAGAUAGAUAUAUAUUUUAUACUUAACUGUUUUGACAUUUAAGAUCGGUCCAUUCCCUUUUUGGAGUGAAUGGAGUGAGUGAGCCUCAAACCUAAGAAGCUGAUUAGCAGGAACGUGUCCUGGUAAAAUGAAGCUAACGUUGAUAAGACUGUUUCAAAGUCAAAACGUAGAUGCUCUAGAAAAGGUCAAGUCAUUUUUCUCUUAGCAUGCCGCUCUUAUCUUAGAGUUUAUCCAGGAAUUUUGGAAGAAAUCUUCUCAGCAGAACAAGGAUCAGAAUUCAUUUCUAAGGAUGCAGUUAAUGAUAUGGAUUUUUCAGGAGUUCUUUAUGCUGAUGUGUCCGGGGCUCAUUUCUUGCCCUUCUUUUCGAAGGACUAUUUAAAUACUUUGUUUUGUAUGCCUCUGGUUCUAGGGAUUUGAAAAAGACACUACCAUAAUGCAUCACAGCUGUAAGCUUCUAACUGUGGCACAAUAUGUGGAUGAGUGGUCUUCUUCUCCUAACUGAGGUUUUUUAGUGAGCUGACAAAGUAGCGAUUCUGUGGACUGUUUUAGUCUAGUUAGAGAUUUCAUGCAGGUUUUCUAGUCUGAAGGCACAUUGCAGGGAUAUUUUGUGUUUUAUGCACUGGUUAAUACUGGGUGUCUAAUUGUUUGUCAUAUUUUAAGAAUAGAAUUUAGGUGACUUAGAAACAUAUCUGGAAGAGUAUUGCGGCAAAGUAUUUUUUAUCACAAAAGUAACUUUGUAUUUUGUAACGCAAAAUGUUUAGAAAUGUUUUCUGCUUUUAAAAGUCUGUAGAGUGUGCUUCAAGUGAAUCUGCAUAUUUAUUCUUUAGAUCAUAAAACUAAUUUGUCAGCUUACCGUCAGAGUACUUUUAGCAUGCUUAAAAUCAAAGGUCACACUUUGUAGGGCAUUCUUUUCAACAAUGUACAAAAGAAAAAAAGAAAAUUUGUCCCUAGUUUGACAGAAUAUAUUUGCAAAUAUGAACAUUUUGUUUUCUGUAUCACUCAUAGUAGACAUUGAGGCCUAGUUUACUUUCCGAAAAUGCAACAGCAGGUCUAAGGUUUAAGCAAUGUGAUAUUCCUGAUAAAUAUAAGCUAGGUGUAAUCCAAGUAGAGCGUACGAGCUGUGUUUGGAUGCUGAAAAUUGUUAUUGGCUAUUAUUUUCUUCUUUUCAAAGCAGGGUAUUAUAAGAAAGACGUCGGGAAGGCAGGGUUUAAUGAAAGUUUUGUUCAUGAAAUGCAAUAAUGUUUAGAUGAAUUAAUUACUGUGUUUGCGUUUUUUGUAAAUUCUAAACAUGACACAUCACAAUCUUUA
This is a messenger RNA of Puntigrus tetrazona (Sumatra barb), 3852 nucleotides long. Its product is annotated as sodium/potassium/calcium exchanger 3-like. Gene Ontology annotation, molecular function: calcium channel activity; calcium, potassium:sodium antiporter activity. Gene Ontology annotation, cellular component: membrane. The transcript is spliced from 10 exons. Gene Ontology annotation, biological process: intracellular calcium ion homeostasis; calcium ion transmembrane transport. The record is from RefSeq and is a predicted model, not a curated record. NCBI's taxonomy places the organism in Eukaryota, Metazoa, Chordata, Actinopteri, Cypriniformes, Cyprinidae. The coding region runs from base 217 to 1392 and encodes 391 amino acids.